AUGCCAUCCGCCCAAUGGACGUCAAUUUCCACUAUGACACUGAAUGCUGACCUUGAUCUAACUUCGGGCGUGUUGGGCAACCAAGUCCCGGAUACGAGCCCAACGAUCACUUGGAACGAUGAUCAUAUCACUGUGCUCCCAGCGGUGUACAACGAGUUCGACGAGAAUGUCUGCGAAGCGGUCGACAUCCCAAUCAUACAGUUCAUGGCCCAGUUCCCUAUAUCUGCCUUGGACUCCAGGAAUGUCGUACAUAUACCAUAUCAUGGAGUGUCGCGAGAAACUCUCUUACAGGUCGUCGGAAACUACCUGAGCUAUAACAAACCCAUCGUCAUCAGAGGGGUUGAGCGCCACGAACACUACGAGGAGCUUACGGCAGACUACCUCGAUAGGAAUUUUGCGAUUUCACCGCAUCGCCCGGUGUGCAUUCAUGACGUGAUGUUGCGUUCGAUGGACCAUGUGAACACUACGACCACCGGCACGAUAGAUUCGUUCUUCGAAUCCAUGACGGAUUCAACGAGGAUACAAUGUAUCCUUGAUUUACCACUUGCACAAACAUCGCUUCCAGAGCCUCUCAGGAACAUCGACCAUGGACUCGUCUAUGGGUGGAACCAGACCACACAUUCUGUUCCGAUGCAGUCCGACGUUCAUCCUGAGAACUUCACUGUCAAGGGAUGGGCACUACUUCACCACGCCGGAUUUCUGACAUACCCCCAUCACGACGCUGAGGGGACGUUGACGUGGGUGAGGAUGGAGGUCGGAGUGAAAUUCUGGGUGAUUUUCAGGCCCAAGUAUCACCAUCGCAAUCGACUUCAUCUUCAGCAGUUCGCUACGAAACUUGUCGAUUUCACAUCCCACAAGAAAUGGCUGGAGAAGCACUGCGACGGGGAAGUCAUAGUUCUUCGGCCAGGUGACAUGUUGAUUAUGCCUCCUGGAACGAUUCAUGCGGUGUAUACUCCGGUUGCAUCAUUCGCUACAGGAGGACACUUCUAUCAUUAUAUGUGCCUGCACCUAACCGAACUCGCGCGAUAUAUCGACGCUGAGGUUGCUGAUUCGACCACCAAUCAAGCUCUUGAGCAUGCCGUGGAAACCCUUCGUCGGAUGAUGAUCAUGGUUCCGUAUCUUUCACGACGUAUAUUGCUGUACAAGAGAUCGUUGCUUGGCCUUUGCAUCAUGGUGACUAAGACAGCGGAAUAUCGUGCCAAGGGUAGCCGCAAACAUUCUAUCGCAACGUCGGAAACUUCACAGCCAAGCAAAGAUAUUUCAGAAGUGAUCAUGGAGUCGUAUUUUGGGUUGUCGAGAAAGCUGCGCCCAGGCACUGUCAUGUACAUGGGCGAUCAGUUGAUGCCAGGAGAGCGAGUGGAUCGAGAUGAUCUCGACAGGGUAUUGAGAAGAUCGUUGAGGUUGUAG
Messenger RNA from Suillus paluster, 1407 nucleotides. RefSeq lists its product as uncharacterized. Lineage: Eukaryota; Fungi; Basidiomycota; Agaricomycetes; Boletales; Suillaceae. The coding region runs from base 1 to 1407 and encodes 468 amino acids. The transcript has 5 exons. The record is from RefSeq and is a predicted model, not a curated record.